Pseudomassariella vexata is the source of this 888-nucleotide messenger RNA. RefSeq lists its product as uncharacterized. The record is from RefSeq and is a predicted model, not a curated record. Gene Ontology annotation, molecular function: phosphoadenylyl-sulfate reductase (thioredoxin) activity. The annotation marks the transcript as partial. Gene Ontology annotation, cellular component: cytoplasm. The transcript has a single exon. NCBI's taxonomy places the organism in Eukaryota, Fungi, Ascomycota, Sordariomycetes, Amphisphaeriales, Pseudomassariaceae.
UCCUCGCCUCUCGCGCGAGUUCGGCCAGUCGUUGAUUCCAAAGUACCCCGUGACGUCGAGUUGGAAUCGGGAUAUGGAUCGGCAACAUCGUCGGCGUCGAGCUCGACCAGCGGCCUACCCUUAGUCAGCUUGACCCCAGCACAUAUCAGACACCUCAACCAGCAGUUAGAAAGACUACCGGCAGUCGAGAGACUCCGAUUCGUCAAGCUGCUCUUCCCCAACCUGUACCAGUCGACCGCCUUUGGGCUCACAGGCCUGGUGACCAUCGACAUGUUGUCCAAGAUCAAGCAGGAAGACCCCGCGUCUGCCGAUAUCGACCUCAUCUUCUUGGACACCUUGUACCACUUCAAAGAGACAUAUGACCUGGUCACCAAGGUCAAGGCCAAAUACCCCAACAUCCGGGUCCACACGUACCGCCCAGACGGCGCCAACACAGCAGCCGAAUUUGAGGAGCGAUACGGCGAGAAGCUGUACGACACGGCAUCCGAGCUCUACGACUGGAUCGCCAAAGUUGAGCCCCAACAACGGUCGUACAACGACCUCAACGUCGCAGCCGUCCUAACGGGCCGCCGCUGGUCCCAAGGCGGACAGCGCGACAAGAUCGGCGUCAUCGAGGUGGACGACGAAACGGGGAUCGUCAAGAUCAACCCGCUGGUGGACUGGACCUUCGGCCAAGUCAAGCGGUACAUCACCGAACACGACGUGCCGUACAAUGUGCUGCUGGACCGGGGAUACAAAUCCGUCGGCGACUGGCACUCGACGAGCCCGGUAGCCGAGGGCGAAGACGAGCGCGCGGGCCGGUGGAAGGGUCAGGAGAAGACGGAGUGCGGUAUCCACAACAAGAAGUCGCGGUACGCUCAAUACCUCGAGGACAUGGCGCGCAAGGAG